AUGGUAGGUGUUUUUCGUCGUUCAGUUUCGUUUCCAAACAAAAAUCCUAACCGUCCAUCACAAAAGCCAUCAAUAUCACACCACAUAAGAUCCAUAAGUCUUCCCUGCAGAUCUCAUCCGUUGAUUUCCCAGAUCAAGGAUGAGAUCAACGGUCUCAGAUCCUGGACUAAUUCUACGAAAUCGAAUCCAUUAACAUCCAAAAACCUACCCAACGGCUUAACACUUCUCAAACAAACUCAUGAAACUUUUCAAGACAUUCUCCAACUUCCGCAAACUCAAGAGUCUCUUCGCUACCACCCUGCUUGGGUCGAGAAGCUUCUAGAGUAUUCUCUCCGCUUCAUCGACGCUUACGGAAUGUUCCAAACGUCGAUUUUAUCGCUUAAAGAAGAACAUUCCUCGGUUCAGAUUGCGAUAAGGAAACGAGAUGAAUCAAAGCUAGUUAUAUAUAUGAAAAGUAAAAAGAAAUUGAGCAAGGAAAUAGAGAAGCUAGUUUCUGGAAUCCGAUGUGUGGAUUUCGGUGUUGCGCAUCAACAACUGAAUGUUCCUGUUUGUUGUUCUUCUUCUUCUACAACGUCGUUGUUAUCAGUUGCAGAUAGUGUUGAACUUGGAGGUGUGAUUGAAGAUGUUAUGAGAUUAACUGUUUCUGUUUCUGUUGCGGUUUUUAACAGCGUAGCAAUGUCUUUUGGUUCGAGGAGAUUUUCGUGGGUGAAAAUGGUGAGAAAAGGUGGGAGUUAUAAGGAGUGUGAAGGGAUUGAAGAAAUUCAGAAGCAAUUGAAAGAGGUUGAGAAUAUUGGGAAUUUGAAAAAGAAAGGAGAUGAAGAAGUUACAUCGGUUUUGAAGAGAAUGCGCGAUUUAGAAGAAUGUAUCUGCGGUGUUGAAAGUGUUUGUGAGAAAGUUUUCAGAGCUUUGAUCAAUUCACGUGUUCUGCUUCUUAAUACUCUUACCCAGUCGCACUAG
Messenger RNA from Lathyrus oleraceus (garden pea), 957 nucleotides. RefSeq lists its product as uncharacterized. The coding region runs from base 1 to 957 and encodes 318 amino acids. NCBI's taxonomy places the organism in Eukaryota, Viridiplantae, Streptophyta, Magnoliopsida, Fabales, Fabaceae. Gene Ontology annotation, biological process: shoot system development; root development. The transcript has a single exon. The record is from RefSeq and is a predicted model, not a curated record.